Messenger RNA from Cladophialophora yegresii CBS 114405, 1233 nucleotides. RefSeq lists its product as uncharacterized. The transcript has a single exon. The record is from RefSeq and is a predicted model, not a curated record. Lineage: Eukaryota; Fungi; Ascomycota; Eurotiomycetes; Chaetothyriales; Herpotrichiellaceae. Bases 1 to 1233 code for a protein of 410 amino acids.
AUGAUAGUAUCCUCCAUGGCAGAGCAGACCGAGAAUCAUCAGAAUGGAUCGGACGGACCAUUCCACCCGUUCGCUGAUGCAUUCUCGUACUUGACUGAAGUGAUCCACGACAUGUGCGAGGAAGAUCUCAUACAGGGGGCUCGCGAUGUGACAAAUCUCUUUCACGGCCAGCAUAUAGAAGCAUUCCGGUACCUGAAGAUGAAUCCCAUCUCGUGUGGGAUCAAGCUCUACGCCAUCAAAGCCUUGUACCGCCAUCUCGCCCUCGAAUUUGUCAAUUGCCGCUCCGACUCGAUCCUGACUUGUGCUCAUCUGCACAAUGCUUUGAUUCAGGAAGGGUAUAUGCAAGGUCGGUGGCGAGACAUGGAAUUUGUCCACAGGGCACAGGAUGAAUCGAACAUGUACGCAGGUGCGGCUCCCAAAAGCACAGACGAUUACUACAAGCGCUUUUCCUUGGCCGUCCUUGGCUUUUCCGUCACCAACUUCGCCCGGAAUCGUAGGAGACCCCAUAACAUUGCCCUCAAAGCGAACGGACAUAGGGUCUUGGAGAAGCGAACUCCCGUUUCCGACGCGUUCUUCAUGCAGUACUGCUUCCAGCAAGACCGGAAGAAUCUCAGUGCACAAGAGUUACUGGACGUCCUGGGCACGAGCAAGCGGAAAGCCAUGGUGGGAGCUUUGGAGGGCGAGGAGGCGCUCAUGUGUGACAUUGCGAUCCCCAAGGAUUUACCACGAGAGCCGAAAGCGUCGAAAAAGGCCCGCCGCGCUGUCACCCCAGACAUCAGCCCCGCAGGUGCUCUCUGUAAGCUGCGCCGAUCUCUGGAGGGGGAAUCUCUCGAGCUCUCGCUCGAUUACAUGAUGAUGCACCGCCUGUGCACGCGGGUCCUUUUCUCCGUCCGAGACGCAGUGGCGACGCAGAUGCAAGACCUCUACGGAACAGUGCCCAGACAAGAACGAGGUCUCCCCAUGGUUGUGAUGUUCAUUCUGAGUACCCUGGUGACAGGGAAAGCCAAGUCCAAGGUGAAUAUCCUGCCGUUCCGCAAGGACGGGUAUCAAGGCGUUGGAGAGGAUCUCAUGCGCAAAGCAGCUGCUGCGGUCGUGGAGGUGACUUCCAAGAAGCAGGAUCAACGGGGAUGCAUUCCUGGGACGGAGCUCACGCACGGAGAGAUCGUCAUUGCAAGAGCCCACAGGUUUACGGGAUGGGUAUACCACAUUCACCACAAGGACAUGGAGUAUUGA